UUGUGAAUUGUUAGGUUCUGAAUUCAUUACUUUUGAUAAAAAAGUGUUCUCAGCAUGAUUCGCAGCCAUUUGUCUGGUAUCAACAAGGAUACUUUGGAGAGCGCUGCAAAAGACCAUUUGAGAAAAUACAUCCCUCUGAUUGUAUGGAUAAUAAUUCAAAGUGUAACUGGAAUUGUUGGAAAUAUCUUGACUAUAACAUAUUACGCUUCAAGACCGAAAAAGCGAUCAACAACAGUUUUCAUAACUGCAAUAGGUGUAUUUGAUUUGUUUGCGUGUUUGUUAAUUAACACAACAAUCGGGGCGUUGUAUGUGGACAUAGAUCAUACAAACCGGUUUCUCUGUAAAGGGGCCUACUAUAUUAACCACGUGAUUGUUCUUUCAUCCGCCAUGAUACUGUGGUUUAUAUCUUUAGACAGGUACAGAAAGAUAUGUCAACCACAGGGAUGGCAGCUCCGUAUCAAGUCGGCAAAACUGUUCGUAAUUGGUGCUUAUUUCGUUUCGAGUUUUAUUUCCACAAGGGUGUUUAUAAUUUAUGACAUUGUAAGUGUGAAUAUUACGUGGACUUACAACAAUAUGUCGUACAUCAAAGGGCACUAUUGUACUACUUCAGUUCAGGAAAGCCUUCAAAAUGUCGUUUUGAUAUCACACGUGAUCGAUGGCGUUACGUUUGCUAUAAUACUGACAACGUUCGUGUUUAUGUAUGGAAAGAUACUAAGAGUAUUACGGGAUCAUAGAAGUCAAACGAAGACCAUGCGAUCAGCAAGACGUAAUCCAGGCCCAAAUGUGUAUUUCAGAACUAACGACGACGAACCCAUAAUGACUGUUCUCGACCUUGCUACAAUAUCGUUCGAGGGAAACAUAACACAAAAGAUCAGAUCAAAGGUUCUGAAAACGUCCCAAAGCAUCACAAUACGGUGGGAUAGAAACACUGCAAUAUCCCGGAACUCGAGUUCGCCCCGCCUCCGACGAUUGAGGACAUGCAAAUCUGAGGACAACCUGUUAGCCAAAACUUCUAGCAAAGAUCUAGGAGAUUUUGAACAAGGAAGCCUAUACAGAAAGGCAAAAUCAGAGCAACGAUUUGAUAGGAAAAUUGUGAUGAUGCUUUUAGCCGUUACUGUUGUUUUUGUCGUAUGUUUUAUGCCAUAUUUUGCUGCCAUCUUCGCAUUCCGAAGUGCGUCACGGGACUAUGACCUUGAACUCUCUCCUAUGGUACAAGCUGCCCUUCGCAUGCCUUUUCUGAACAGCGUUGUUAAUCCUAUAGUGUUUUAUGCAUGUGAUACAAAGUUUAGGUAUUUUGCAAAGUAUUGUUGUAAAAGAUAAAACAAAGCAAAAGUUUACUUAUUGACAGAAAAUCGGUGUCUUUUGACUAUAUAGCAGUAUGCAAAAAUGCGUCAUAUAUAUAUAUGAUAAACACUCUUGAUGUAAUACAGAUUUGGAACGUCUUCUGGAUUGGUCUGAAGUACAGGGGUUGGAUCAACACGAAUGAAAUUUCAUACUAUGGUGGCAAAAUACAUCUGUAAUUUAUGGUCGAUAAGCUAGCGAUAGACAUGGGUUUAUGUUUAAACUUUUUACUACUGGGCUUGUUUCUGUAGCUCUUCGCAUAAAUAUUGUUUUAUUAAAUUCCCUCCACCAUAUUGUUCAUGUAUUAAGGAGAAAAUUAGAAGUGAUACCAUUACAACGAAAUUGUUAAUGCAAAACAAAGGUAGUUGUUUUUGGCACUAAUAGGCCGACUCGCUAUAAUUUCAAAAUAGGAGAAAAUAUAAUAGAAACGGUUACUAAAUAUAAAUACCUAGGAGUAUUCUUCUCAAGCUCUGGAAGUUUUCUUAACGCAAAAACACAUUUAGUUGAACAGGCCAAAAAGGCAAUGCAUUUACUAUAUAAACGUAUUUACAAUCUAGAUAUACCGACAGACUUACAAUUACAAUUAUUUGACCAUACAAUAUUGCCAAUACUAGUAUACUCUGCUGAGGUAUGGGGCUAUGAAAACCUAAAAAUUAUUGAGCAAGUUCAUCUUAGUUUUCUCAGAAAAAUAACAAAAACUAAAAUGAGCACGCCUGCUUAUAUGCUGUAUGGUGAAACUGGACGAUAUCCAUUAGAAAUUACCAUAAAAUGUAAAAUGAUAAAAUUCUGGAUAUCCAUUCUUCGAGGUAAACAAACUAAAUUAUCACAUAUUUGCUGUAAGUCUAUGCAAAAUGAUAAUUCCAGAUCUUUUAAAUGGACAGAUCACAUCAAAUCAAUUUUAGAUAAAACUGGGUUUUCAAAUGUAUGGUUAGAACAAUCUACAAAUAUAAACCCUAAUUUACAUAAAUGUGUUAAACAAGUCCUUAUCGACCAGUUUAAACAAGAUUGGCACUCUGUAAUGAAUAAUUCUUCUAAAGGCAAAAUCUACUCACUGUUCAAGGAAACCCUCGAAUUAGAAAAAUACUUUUUAAAUCUUGCUCCUAAUUUGAAACUCUUUAUGAGUAAAUUCCGUAUGGCGAACCACAAAUUCCCGAUAGAAAUAGGAAGGUAUAAUAAUGUUGACUACGCAGAAAGAUACUGUCAUAUUUGUAGGUCAGACCUUGGUGAUGAAUACCACUUCUUACUAGUUUGCCCAUCCUUUUCGAAUGUCAGAAGAAAAUACCUACCAACCUAUUAUUUCAAUAGGACAAAUACAAUCAAAUACAAGGAACUGUUAACUUGCACAAAUGUUAAACUAUUGACAAGAGUAGCCUUAUUUGUGAAACAUUUAAUACGCAACGCAUGUCAGCCAGUGUAAUUUCUCUAGGUUUUUGUUAAAUUAAAUUAAUUAUACUGAGUUCCCCAAUAACGUUUGUAAUUUAUUUUUACGAUAUGCUUGUCCAAGGCACAGACUUUGAAAUCUGGCACUAUAUUGAAUAUCCCUUUUAUCCCUCAUAUUUUGUAAAGAUAUUUAAAAUAACUGUCUCCCUCUUUUCCAUGAUAAGAUAUAAAUUCGAUACAUGUAUGACCAUGAAAAAAAUACAAAACCAUUUUAUUCCCGCCACUCGAGACAAAGCCUCCCUUCUUCGUAAUAGUAUAAUUAAGCUUCUAUUGACACUGCUGACUAAACUUAUUUGUCCUCAUGUUGUCAUGUAUGUAUGACCUGAGUG
Messenger RNA from Mya arenaria, 3110 nucleotides. Its product is annotated as G-protein coupled receptor 84-like. Gene Ontology annotation, molecular function: G protein-coupled peptide receptor activity. The transcript has 2 exons. NCBI's taxonomy places the organism in Eukaryota, Metazoa, Mollusca, Bivalvia, Myida, Myidae. Gene Ontology annotation, biological process: neuropeptide signaling pathway. Gene Ontology annotation, cellular component: membrane. The coding region runs from base 55 to 1320 and encodes 421 amino acids. The record is from RefSeq and is a predicted model, not a curated record.